AUGGCACUGCUGAAAGUCAAAUUCAAUCAGAAGAAACGGGUAAAACUAGCGCAGGGACUAUGGCUCAUGAACUGGUUUUCAGUGUUUGCUGGAAUCCUUGUUUUUAGCAUGGGAUUGUUCCUCAAAAUCGAGCUCCGGAAGCGAAGCGAAGUGAUGGACAAUUCUGAAAGCCACUUUGUGCCCAAUUCUUUGAUAUUGAUGGGUAUAUUAUCCUGCGCCUUCAAUGGUUUUGCUGGAAAAAUUUGUUACGAUUCUCUGGAUCCCGCUAAAUUUGCCAAGUGGAAGCCUUUGCUGAAACCUUACCUGGCACUGUGCUGCGUCUUUAACAUGCUCCUGUUCUUCGUGGCUCUGAUUUGCUUUCUCAUGCGGGGCUCCCUGGACAGCACCCUGGCCCAGGGGCUCAAGAACGGCAUGAAGUUCUACCGGGACACGGACACCCCCGGAAGGUGCUUCAUGAAGAAGACCAUCGACAUGCUCCAGAUUGAGUUCAAGUGCUGUGGCAACAACGGCUACAAGGAUUGGUUCGAAAUCCAGUGGAUCAGCAACAGAUAUCUGGACUUCAGCUCCAAAGAAGUGAAAGACCGGAUCAAAAGCAACGUGGACGGGAGGUACCUGGUGGACGGCGUGCCCUUCAGCUGCUGCAACCCCAGCUCCCCCAGGCCCUGCAUCCAGUACCAGGUCACCAACAACUCUGCCCACUACAGCUACGACUACCAAACCGAGGAGCUCAACCUGUGGCGCCGCGGCUGCCGGGAAGCGCUGCUCAACUACUACAGCAGCAUGAUGAGCUCCAUGGGCGCCGUCAUCCUCCUCGUCUGGCUCUUCGAGAUGUCGGUGAUGGUUGGCCUGCGCCUGCUGCACACCUCCCUGGAAAGCAUUGCCAAUCCCGAAGACCCCGAAUGCGAGAGCGAAGGGUGGGUCCUGGAGAACAGCCUGAAGGACACUUUCAAAUCCGCGCUGGAGAACUUGAAAAAGCUGGGUAAGUUCAACCAGGUGGAAGCAGGAGCCGAAGGGGCCGAAGGAGAGGAAGGCGGGAAGACGCCAGCCAUCGCAACAGUCAGCUGAGCUGCUCACUGAGCUGGACUUCUUCUCAGAGAAAAAUAACACAAACUGAGAAUUGUGAAUAUAUCUACAUUUUAAAAGCUAUGUAUCAACCAGCAGAAUACACAUUUCUACACACGUUUGCUUUUGUACAUGGGAGCAGACAACAUAGUGCACCUUGGGAUAAAACACUUAUCCACAAAGUGAGUACACCAUAUCCAUAUCCUUUUGGGAAUAUGACCCCAACUAGGACUUGUAAUAUUCACAUGUUCCCUUAUCAGAGACAGUUAGUUUAGGAAAAAAAAAAUUUAAAAAAAAAGAUUGCUGGCAUGACACAGCAAUCCAUUCCAUCUUAUUUUGAAAUUAAAAGUGGAAUUUGAAAAGUUAAUAUUUUUUGCUCAAAUUUUUUCAUAAGCGUACUUUCUGUACUUCAGCUUUUAAGGACAAACAGAUUGGGUUUCUGGAGAGUAACAUGAUAGAAUUCCAAGAAAGAAGGAUUUCCAGAAUUGUACAUAACUUAGUAUACAGGUAUUUUG
This is a messenger RNA of Serinus canaria (Common canary), 1577 nucleotides long. RefSeq names its product peripherin 2 (gene PRPH2). The record is from RefSeq and is a predicted model, not a curated record. The transcript has 3 exons. Gene Ontology annotation, biological process: visual perception. NCBI's taxonomy places the organism in Eukaryota, Metazoa, Chordata, Aves, Passeriformes, Fringillidae. The coding region runs from base 1 to 1065 and encodes 354 amino acids. Gene Ontology annotation, cellular component: membrane.